AAAAUGUCCUACGAAAAUGUUCAAAGAUGGAUCGACGAGAUGAUGCCGAAGAUCAUCGAGAAUCUUGGAUCGGACAUUCACAAAGCUCAGUACGAAUUAUUAGAAUCUACUGGCAAUUUUAUUAUGUCCAACAUAUAUCGUGUACGUUUAAAAUUUGAGAAUAAAACAAACAAACAGAACGAGGAAUUGUCUAUAAUACUGAAGAGACCCAUGUUGGGUUUUAGUCAGAUAGCUCGUAUUGAUCUUCAAUUUCGCAACGAGAUCCUGUUCUAUCAAAUGUACACUCGACCGGAUAAUUAUGCAAAAUGUUUCUAUGUUGAAGAACGACCGCCUAUCGAUUCUAUAAUCGCUUUAGAAAAUGUCAAUGAACAAGGAUAUUAUUCUUGGCCAUAUAGAUAUGAUCCUCCAGUGGAAUAUACAUUAGCGGCGAUGCGCGAGCUGGGACGAUUUCAUGGUAAAGGAUAUGUCAUGAAAGAAAUGCAACGAGAAAAAUUCUUCAAUAUCGCGGCGCAAAUUCAAGAAGUUAGGUAUACAAACAAAACGGAGAAUAUUUACAAAUUUGCUUGCAACAUUAAGACAUCACGAGUAGUAGAAUAUCUUCGCAGCCAGGAUCAUGAUGCAGUCUUCUGUGAUAAGAUGGAAGCCUUACUUUCAAAUGCGUUUGAAGAAGUGAUGAUAAAAACGGUACAGCCGCUUGAACCUCUAGCCACGUUGUGUCACGGUGAUUUCACAUUGGAUAAUAUUCUCUUCAAGACAGAAGAUGAUAAUGGACAGCAUCUUCCAAUAUUAAUUGAUUUCGCGCUUAUUAGGUACUCGACACCUGUCAUUGAUCUCUCCACAUAUCUUCACUUAUGUUGUUCAAAUGAAAUAAGGAAAGAAAAAUUUUUCGAUUUUAUACAGGCCUAUCAUGACUCGCUUAAAGAAUAUCUAUUAAACACCGGCGUUCAAGAUAUUGAGAAAUACUCGUAUAAUGCUUUGUUGAGCGAUUUUAAGAGAGGUGCUCUCUUUGGUUUCGUUGUUAUGUGCGUAUUUAUACCGAUUAUACUGGGAUAUCUCAGUCCAGAAGUAUUAGUACAAGAAAUAUUAGAUUUUGGCCCUUUAGAAAGCAUGAAGAAACAAAGAUAUGCCGGAGGAGACAAAGUAUCCAAAAUACUAGUUGAUGCCUUGUUGUAUCUAAAAGAUCUUGGCUGCCUGAAACAUGUUUUAUAGUCACGCGAGAUAAUUCGAAUAAAUAAAAUUUAAUAUCUGUCGAUUAAUAACA
Trachymyrmex septentrionalis is the source of this 1261-nucleotide messenger RNA. RefSeq lists its product as uncharacterized. The coding region runs from base 4 to 1209 and encodes 401 amino acids. The transcript has a single exon. Lineage: Eukaryota; Metazoa; Arthropoda; Insecta; Hymenoptera; Formicidae. The record is from RefSeq and is a predicted model, not a curated record.